Molecule: messenger RNA, 2085 nt
Organism: Phyllostomus hastatus (greater spear-nosed bat)
Lineage: Eukaryota; Metazoa; Chordata; Mammalia; Chiroptera; Phyllostomidae
Product: rho GTPase-activating protein 20-like
Exons: 1
Coding region: 1-2085 (694 amino acids)
Biological process (GO): signal transduction; regulation of Rho protein signal transduction
Molecular function (GO): GTPase activator activity
Source: RefSeq, a predicted model, not a curated record
AUGGAAGCACUAGCAGGAGGCAGGGGGCGUGCUCCAUCUCUUGCCCCGGGGAAAGCCCACUCAACAGGGCCUGGUACCCACGAAAAGCCUUCCGCUAUCCCGCACACACGUGCAUUUCUAUCCACACUCAUGUCCCCCAGCAGGACUCUGCUCCUUGAGGGCCGGGUAGAGCUCCAGAGAGGCCUGCAGAGACGGGGGCGAUACCUUUUCCUGUUCGAGGAUCUGCUUGUGGUGGCCAAAACCACAUAUAUCAACAGGUGGAAGGUGAAAAGUAAAACAAAAUUGAGUGACAUGUGGAUAGCAAGCUGCUGUGUGAAGGAAGUGGGAGGAGGCAACACCGAUGCCUCCCGAUCAUUUGUUCUGGGCUGGCCCACAGUCAACUUUGUGGCCACUGUCAGUUCCCCAGAACAGAAGGACAAAUGGCUCUUUCUCCUUCAGAGGUACAUCAGUCUAGAGAAAGAGAAGGACCAUCCGAAGACCAUUCCCCUCAAAAUUUUCACCAAAGACAUUGGGAAUGGUGCCUAUUACAAAACCAUCAGAAUAAGGAAUUCAGAUACAGCAAGUGACAUUAUCAACAUGUCACUACCAAUGCUAAGGAUAACUGGCUCUGAGAGAGAUUACCAGUUAUGGAUCAAUUCUGGCAAGGAAAAGGCAUCAUGUCCACUUAUUGGGCAUGAAUGUCCUUAUGCAAUUAAAAUGAGCCAUCUUCGAGACACUGCACUCCCGAUGCAAGGUUCGGAGGACACCACCAGCCCUCUCAACCUCCAAGAGCUCUGCCUCAUGGAACAGCUGCCCCGGGAGAUGCGGUGCCAGUUCACCCUGAAGCCCAGAUGCCUGGCUGUGCCCCAGCAGCUAAGGGACUCAGGUCAGAAGACCUUUCAAAGGAGAAGGUCUAUCACCAAGUGGCUUUUUGGGCGGAGCUCUAGCACUCACCUGGAUAGGUUGCCCAUGUCACCAACCUCUCCUUUGCCAGGGCAGCUCUUUGGAGUGUCUCUGCCAAAUCUCUGCAGGCAGGACAAUCUGCCCAAACCUGUCUGGGAUAUGCUUUUUUGUGUUCAUGAGAAAGGACCCCUCACCAAAGGAAUAUUUAGGCAGUCAGCCAGCAUGAAAUCUUGCAGAGAGCUGAAAGAAAAACUAGAUUCUGGAGUCGAAGUCCACCUAGACCAUGAGUCUAUUUUUGUCAUAGCAUCUGUUUUUAAAGAUUUCCUAAAACAUAUUCCUGGAAGUGUUUUGUCAUCAGAUCUCUUUGAUCACUGGGUCUCUAUCAUGGAUCGAGAAAAUGAUGAACAGAAAAUAAAUGAAAUUCAAAGACUGUUAGACCAGCUUCCGAGAGCCAAUAUUGCUCUCUUACGGUACCUUUUUGGAGUAUUACACAACAUCGAACAACACUCCUCAUUCAAUCAGAUGAAUGCAUUUAAUUUAGCAGUGUGUAUUGCUCCAAGCAUGCUUUGGCCUCCAACUUCCUUCAGCCUAGAGCUAGAAAAUGAAUUUAUAAAAAAGAAUAAUCUGCUUAUUCAGUUUAUGAUUGCAAAUUGCUGUAGGAUAUUUGGAGAGGAAAUCACUUCCCUCUUUGGAGAAUCUUCAGUGAGGCAUGAUACUACAGAGAGAGCCUUCGACACCCCUGGCGCAGAGAAGACUGCCAUUCCCGACAGCGGGGAGAGUGUGCUGAGUGAGCAUCAUGAUGCUUCAUGCAGUGACCUAGUAGAGAACCUUGGUGAGGGGGGCAGAAGCACGAGCUGUGACUUAACCAUUCAUGACAAUCACCUUGACCAACCGGAGGUGGAAGAUCUUUUAAGCCUGAGUGAUAUUGUCUUGGACUUUUCUGAAGAAGAUGACAUUCAAAAGCAAUGUCUCCUUGAAUCCACACUGGUGGCCAUUUCUGUGGUAUCUUGCAGCCACAUGCCCCCACAUGAUUCCCCCAAGAAUCAGCCCCUUGAUGCUGACACAUCUGGACAAUCUCUACCACAAACAACAGAGACCCUGCAGAGUUCCAGCAGGCACCAGUGCUGCACAGAGCACAACACUGAGGACCAGCCCAGUCAAACUCAGCUAUCCCAGGAUGAUAUCUCCAAAGAACCAAACUAA